This is a messenger RNA of Equus caballus (horse), 1482 nucleotides long. RefSeq names its product protein interacting with cyclin A1 (gene PROCA1). The record is from RefSeq and is a predicted model, not a curated record. Lineage: Eukaryota; Metazoa; Chordata; Mammalia; Perissodactyla; Equidae. Gene Ontology annotation, biological process: phospholipid metabolic process; arachidonate secretion. Gene Ontology annotation, molecular function: A2-type glycerophospholipase activity.
GGCGGGGCUAAAGCCUGAGGGUAGGGCUAAGAGCAGCGAGAAGGUCUGGAAAGGAACUAGGGAUGGGACUGAGGGCUGGGCCCGAGAUAAAGGGGAGGUACUAAGGUUGAAGGUGGGACAAAGAGGGGCCUGGAAGGAGCUGGGAGGCCCCAGAUGAAGAGGGCGACUGAGCUUAGACGUGGGCUGAGAGGACAACGCAAACUAGAACGGGGGAGGGGUGGGGGUGGAGGGAUAGGGCAAGCAUGAGGCAGAGUUAGGGGCUGGGCUGGGGCCAAGCUGAGACUGGGGUUUAUGGUUGGCUCGGCCAAGCUGAGGUUCAGGGUUGGACUUCGACAAGGAAGAGUCUUGUAGAGAAGAAGAACUGGGCUGAGAGCGAUGUGGGUCAGGACGACACUGACGACUGAAAGAUGGACUAGUGAAAAGACUGAGGACGAUGCCAACAUCUGGGAUGAGAGCAGCUGGGGUGAAUUCAAGGACCCUGACAGGUGCUGCUGGAAACACAAGCCAUGCACUGGGCACAUCAUGUACCCCUUCGCCUCUGCCUAUGGCCACCACGAUCUGCACCUGCACUCUGUCAGCCACUGUGACUGUGACUCUAGGCUGAAGGACUGCUCAAAGACAAAUACCAGCAGCUUCCGAGAUGGGGGCCCAACCUGCUCCCGAGAUGUGGGUUCAACUUGUUUCAAGAUCAUCCAGUCCCCUUGCCUUGAGUUCAUCCCAGAGGAAUUGUGUGUGGAGCGGUUCUGGUACGGCUGGUGCAAAAGCUACAGGCCUGUCUCUGUGGCAGUGAUCCACCAUCCCAUCCACCACGAGUGUGGGGCAGAUGACCUAGAUGAAGAAGAGGAAGAGGAGGAGGAGGAGGAGGAAGAAAAAAGCAAGCCUCCCAUCCCGACCCAGGUGGGGCCCACCACCACACCCACUGAUGCGGGCAUGGGCAUGGUCACGGGUACUCCUGACUCGGCAGCUCCCAUUACCAUCUGGCGCUCUGAGAGCCCCACAGGGAAGUCCCAGGGCAGCAAGGUGAUCAAGAAGAUCAAGAAGAAAAAGGAAAAAGAGAAAGACAAGGAGGAGGAGUCAGAUGAGAAGACAAAGCUGAAGAAAAAAGUCAAGAAGGGCAAGCUGCCUAAGAAGAAAAGCCUGGUUAAAUCAGAAUCUCCACCUCCAGACUUGAGCCGAUCACUAAGCCCAAGAGAGUUGGUCAGGAUGUCAGAGUCCAGCCCAGACACUCGGGAAGACCUGGAGAGUGAGGACAGUUACAAUGACCCCGGGCGGGAGGCACCCUCUAGUGAGGAUAUUGUGGAGUCUUCAUUGCCCAAGAAGAGAGAGAAGAACACGGUCCAGGCCAAGCAGCCCAGGGUAAAGGCCUCACCGAUCAAGAAGGUCAACAAGAGGAAAUCUCCCCCAGCAUCAAACCCCAAUCUCAGUUGAGGCCAGGGCGACCAGGGUGAAGAAUAAAUGCGAUCAAGCCUGUCGCUGACCCUU